Messenger RNA from Symbiodinium necroappetens, 615 nucleotides. NCBI's taxonomy places the organism in Eukaryota, Dinophyceae, Suessiales, Symbiodiniaceae. The record is from the annotation of a GenBank genome assembly.
AUGCUGAUCAAUGCAAGGGCCGGCGUGAACGAAUGGCACCCCUGGAAACACCGAGAGCACUGCGCCUGCACUACGGCGAUCCAUGAGGCCGCUGAGGCAGGGGACUUGGAGAUCUUGCAGCUAUUGCUCGAAGCCCAAGGCGAUCCAGUUCUUGCAAGCCAUCGGCGGCUCAAGGACACGCCGCUCAUGAUCGCAUGUGACCAGGGCCUUUCGGAGGUUGUACGCAUGCUCCUGAAAUAUCGGGCCGAUGCCAAUAUGCCAUGGCACGACCACGGCUCCCGGACAUCUGCUCUUUGCGUGGCGUCAGAGAAAGGACAUGUGGAGACGGCGCGAGUACUCCUAGAGAGCCGGGCUGAUGUGAAUGAGGGGUUCUACACCGGCCCGACCUUGAGGAAGACGCCCUUGUGCCGGGCAUGUGAAGAAGGCCAUAUCGAAGUUGUCACCCUACUUCUUGCAUCCAAUGCUGAUGUAGAGAUGUGUUUGCCUCUUAAGGCAGCAAUUCGACACAAGCACCUUACCAUCGUGCAGUUGUUGGAGGAACGAGGUGCGCCGAGAUCCGCACCCAAGUAUAAUUAUAGCAAUCACAGCCGGCGCCGGGACCGCAGAGCCCGGUGA